UUACACAAACACUAAUUGUGCCGAUGCUCAUUGUGGCAACGUUACCUCAGUUUUGGAGCCCUGCUAGCAUCUUGGGAGCACUUUUCUGAAACAAAUGUGUUGCACACACUGAAGCUUGCAGCGCGACAUUAGCGUGUGAAUUGUGGCCUCUGGUCUGCAGGUGUUGUGAUUUCCCUGCUUGGAUGGAUGGGUGGAUGGAUGAGUUUUUAAUUUAGCAGCAAUAGUCAUACAUAUUCAUAUUAAAGAACCUGCACACAAAGUAAAAGCAAAUACAAAAGUGCACCCUCAAGGAUGAAUUAGAAGAACAUUUUCAUCUGUCCUCAUCAAGAAGAACAAUUCAUAGAAUUAGGAUGUUGCAUGUUUGUAUGGGGUGCUAAAUAGAGCCUAAUUAUGCCACAGUCAUAUGUGCUAGGUUGGAAAGUUUAAUAUUAUUGACGGCGAGCUACUAAAUACUACAAUAUCACUAACUGUACUACACCCACUACAUACAUUGGAUGAAACUGUUGGCAAAAUAUGGUGGCUUGAUUUUGUACAUUGAAACUCAAAUUUCAACGUUAUGUACAGAUUGAGCAGUAUUACAAUGAAUAAUACCAUAAGCCUUGUGUAGUCUACAUGCGAGUAUACAUAUUUAAGUGUACAUCACGUUGCCAACAUUUUUGCACAGUGUCCAGAAGUAUUUUCACCCCACACAAUGGGGAGAUGUGUAAGUUAAUAGUGAACGGUAUCGAAGAUGGAUGGAUGGAUAGAUCGAGACUGUAUGUAAAUACACUGCAGGUAUUUUAAUAUCCUGCAGAAAGUGAAAAAAUGUGAGUUUUUUGUUCUGGAAGUGAAUGUACUGCAUAGUCUGGAACCCCUUGCUCUAUUUAUUGUUGAAAGUUAGCACAUUGAUGGGUGCAGGGAUUUAAGGAAGGGAGGGUGUUGAGAGGGGGAUUUUCUUGUUGCUCUUAUUCCCCCCCACACAUCUCUGACGGGAAUAGGUCUCAGACAGCAAAUUAUGUUGCUCUUUGUUCAUGUCUAUGCUGCCAGGUGAAUUUUGGAAAGGGGGGUCACUUUUCCUCUGUUUAAUUAUAAUCCUAUUUUCAAUCGAUAUUUACACGUUUGUCCCCACUUGUGCGUCUGCGAGGGAAAGUCACAUGUCGGUGAUUGUGUAAUAAAAUAUCGUGCAUGUUUUUACAGAUGUUUGUACUUUGCAGGAUACACAUCAGUGUUGGGUUUUAGUGCUUUUUUUGGUGUGUGUUUUUGGCUGUCAGUCAUCUCAGAGUUCACAAGACCAGUCUUGCAGGAACGGAUUUGUGUUUACACUCGGCUGCUCACUGGUAUGACUCUCAACAAUAACAACAACACAAGAUGUUUGGACUUGCUGGCUGCCAUGGUAACAGGGAUUAGGCAAAGGCUGUUGUUGUGUUGAUGGUGUCCACAGAAAAACAGAGGGGCCAAACAGCUCUGUCUGUCUGUCUGUUGGGGUGGACCUAUUUUUUCAUGGCUUUUGUGGCCACCUCGACUACAUUGAAUCUCAUAAGAAAGGCCAAACAAGGAGGCCGUCGACUGUUAUUGUUAGCCCACAGCCUCUGUGAAAUUCUCCGUCAGUUUGUUUACCCGACUCUAAACAGACUGCCUCAGAGAGAGAGAUGUUUGUUUGUGGUUCAGACCUUAAUUAAAAUAUGAAUCCUGCAUUCUGUUUUUGUAAACUGGCUCUGCCUGCUUUUUAUUCAUUAUUUAGUCUCUGUGCAAUUUUGAUGACUUUGUUUAUGUUUACUGCAAACAUUGCCAGAGCAGUGAGGCUCGACAGGGAGUGGGGUGGGGGUUGGUGAAUUGCUGCCUGCUCAGUAGAUGAUGUUGUUUCUGUGCCACUCGUUGUUGUUGUUUUGAUGGCGGUUUAAUUCCCUUGGGCAAUCUGUUGUUGUUGUUGUUUGGUUAAUUUAGGAGCUCAAUCGUCUUGACAGAACUUUGUACACUAGACGGUUCCAGCAUCAUCAUCCAUGAUGACCCCUCCGGCUGAGGCUCCGCAGCAGCUACAGCAGCAGGCGGCGCAGCAACAGGUCCUCAGCCCUCAGCAGAUCCAAGCCCUGUUCCAGCAGCAGAAGGCCCUCAUGUUGCACCAGGUACUGGGCCAGGAGGGCCUUUGUCUGUCUUCAGUGGGCAAGCAACAAAUUCAAGAGGUCUUCAAGAAUCAGCAAGAGCAGCUAAAUAUGCAGCUGCUCCAACAGAAGAAUGCUGGGAUAGUUAGCCAGGAGCUUACCGCACAACAGAUCGCCAUCCAGCAACAGCUUCUUCAGGUGCAGCAGCAGCAUCUGCUCAACCUGCAGCGACAAGGCCUUCUCUCCGUGCUCCCCACCAGUGUUGCCGGCUGUGAAAAUGACGCUGGUGCGUUAUCUGCGGGCGGGGACUCCAGAGAGUCGACCAAUCACCAAUCUGCGACCAACGGCCAUCCCGCUCUCCUGAAAAGGAAGGAAAGCAGCUCGCUGGAUGAAAACGCGCCAGGUAGUCAUGCUCUGUACGGGAAUGGCAUGUGCAAAUGGCCCGGCUGUGAGACAGUCUUUGGAGACUUUCAGGCGUUUUUUAAGCAUUUGAACAGUGACCACACACUUGACGACAAGAGCACUGCGCAGUGUCGCGUGCAGAUGCAAGUGGUUCAACAGCUGGAAUUACAGCUCAAGAAAGACAAAGAGCGACUUCAAGCAAUGAUGGCUCAUCUGAAGUCGUCUGAGCCCAAAGCUGCAGCUCAGCCCGCGAACCUUGUGCCUAACAUGUCCUUCUCCCAGGCAACGCCGCCCAAAGGUCCGCAUAUGAGCUUGUCCCAGAGCGCCACGGCGCCGUCCACGCCCUUGAUGCCCCUGUCCGAAUCACCCUCGGUCCUCACUCCCAACGCCGGCUUCAACGGAACCCCUGUACGCAGGCGAUACAGCCGCUCUGUCAGCCAAGAUAUUGUUGAUAAUAAAGAGUUCUACCUAAGCACAGAAGUGAGACCGCCGUUCACGUACGCAUCGCUCAUACGACAGGCAAUCUACGAGUCACCGCGCAAUCAAUUGACUUUGAAUGAAAUCUACAACUGGUUCACAAGAAACUUUGCCUAUUUCCGACGCAAUGCGGCCACAUGGAAGAAUGCUGUCAGACACAACCUGAGCCUCCAUAAGUGCUUUGUACGCCUGGAGAAUGUGAAGGGAGCCGUGUGGACGGUCGACGAGAUCGAGUUCCACAGACGGAGGCCCCAGAAGGCAGCCGGUAAUGGAUCCCUCCUGAAAAACCGGCAGAACUUAGCUGGGUCUGCUUCCCAGAUUGGAAGUUUAGACUGCACCGCCUUCUACAACCCGUGUGCGAUGGGCAGCAUCCCAUUGCAUUCCCUGCCCCACAUCCUCCAGGAGCAGAUGAACGGCGCCCUUGCCAAUGGGUCCGGCUACCAAAGCGACAGCAGCGCAACGCAAUCGCCCCCGCAAGCUUUCAGCAUCAAAGAGGAGCAAGAGGACGAAGAAAUUGGUGAAAAUUACCCUUACGAAUCUCCCGGGAGCGCAGAUGAGCACGGCCACAGCCCGGAGACGAACCGCCACAACGACAGCGGCAGCCCGGAGAGGCUUCGUCUCGACCGCGUGCCUUCUCUCUGACCACGAGGUCCAAGAUCUCCGGGCGCAUAUUCCAAAAGAGUUCAAAAGCCUACUGCUUCAUUUGUAUAACCAAACAUAUUCUUGUCGUUCUUUUUAUUAUUUAUCAGUAUUUUGUUUUUUGUUAUUUUAAUCUCGUUUUUAAUUCUGUACAGUCAAGUGAGAUCACACACGUGAAACUGUCUUUUCAUGGUUGAUAUUUUUUAAAACACGAGCAUGAGGAGCGGAGAAGCCAAAGCAAAGGGAACACUGAUAGGGAGCACUUCACAAUUGAAAGAAAGAAAAAAAACCCCACAAAAACAUGAGUUGAUUUUUAUUGUAGUCAUAUUAUAUAUGCAUUUGUAGAGAGAUGAUUCCUGAUAUGUUCACUGCCUCCGUGAUCGCAUAUAUUUGUAUGUAAUGAUAUCAGCAGGUGAUUCAAAAAGAGAAUGUCUUUAUACGUGUUGGUAUUUUUCACCCCCACCACAAACAUUGCUGAAUUUUCUCAAGUUGAGCAUGUCAGAGUAGAUUCUAUAGAUAUACCUUUAACUGUAGACCAACUCGAUGAAGAAUAAAUUCAUCAUGAUAACUGUCAAA
Hippocampus zosterae (dwarf seahorse) is the source of this 4172-nucleotide messenger RNA. Its product is annotated as forkhead box protein P1-B-like. The transcript has 15 exons. Gene Ontology annotation, biological process: regulation of transcription by RNA polymerase II. Gene Ontology annotation, molecular function: RNA polymerase II cis-regulatory region sequence-specific DNA binding; DNA-binding transcription repressor activity, RNA polymerase II-specific. Gene Ontology annotation, cellular component: nucleus. Lineage: Eukaryota; Metazoa; Chordata; Actinopteri; Syngnathiformes; Syngnathidae. The coding region runs from base 1980 to 3599 and encodes 539 amino acids. The record is from RefSeq and is a predicted model, not a curated record.